Molecule: messenger RNA, 2437 nt
Organism: Mesocricetus auratus (golden hamster)
Lineage: Eukaryota; Metazoa; Chordata; Mammalia; Rodentia; Cricetidae
Gene: Nmnat1
Product: nicotinamide nucleotide adenylyltransferase 1
Exons: 6
Coding region: 327-1184 (285 amino acids)
Biological process (GO): NAD+ biosynthetic process
Molecular function (GO): nicotinate-nucleotide adenylyltransferase activity; nicotinamide-nucleotide adenylyltransferase activity
Source: RefSeq, a predicted model, not a curated record
UGACAAAGUUAAUGCCAAACGAACAAGAAACUGGAGUACCCGGACAGCCAGGACUUCGAAGCAAGGCUGUGUCUCACACAGCAAGAAAAAGGACUCUAUCAAAUAAUAGACACCUGCACUUAGAGGCAGCUCCACACCUACCGAGAGUGAAGAAGGUGAAGACGAUAUUAGCAACCAAGUUGGCCAGGAGAGGCUGACUGCAGUACCGCGAGGAUCUGGGCCUGAAAAGCAAUUCACAGGCGGCGUCCUCCAUCCAUCACUGUGUCGGAGAAGACAACAGUGGUGUCAGAGGUCUCCAUGUAGAUCAGCGACUCCCACUUUUCGCCAUGGACACAUCCGGGAAGACGGAAGUGGUUCUCCUGGCCUGUGGCUCUUUCAACCCCAUCACCAACAUGCACCUCAGGCUGUUUGAGCUGGGCAAGGACUACAUGAACGCAACAGGAAAAUACAGAGUCAUCAAAGGCAUAAUUUCACCUGUUGGUGAUGCGUACAAGAAGAAAGGACUCAUCCCUGCCCACCACCGAAUUAUCAUGGCAGAGCUCGCCACCAAGAAUUCACACUGGCUGGAAGUGGACACGUGGGAGAGUCUUCAGAAGGAGUGGGUGGAGACUGUGCAGGUGCUCAGACACCAUCAGGAGAAGCUGGCAACUGGCAGCUGUGAUCACCCACAACGCUCAUCUGAGCUGGACAGACCCGGGCGGAAGAGGAAGUGGGAUGAACAAAAACAGGACGCUAGCCCAAAGAAACCCCAAGAGCCAAAGCCAACAGGUGUGCCCAGGGUGAAAUUGCUGUGUGGGGCAGAUUUACUGGAGUCCUUCAGUGUGCCCAACUUGUGGAAGACUGAGGACAUCACCCAAAUCGUGGCCAACUACGGGCUCAUAUGUGUCACUCGAGCUGGCAGUGAUGCUCAGAAAUUCAUCUAUGAGUCUGAUGUGCUGUGGAGACAUCAGAACAACAUCCACCUGGUGGAUGAAUGGAUCACCAAUGACAUCUCCUCCACCAAGAUCCGGAGAGCUCUCAGAAGGGGCCAGAGCAUCCGCUACUUGGUCCCCGACCUUGUCCAAGAGUACAUUGAAAAGCAUGAUCUGUACAACUCCGAGAGUGAAGAAAGGAAUGUUGGGGUCAUUCUGGCACCUCUACAGAGGAAUGUCUCCCAGAACAAGCACAGCAAUCCCACAGCAUGAUGCUGUGCAUGACAUCAGAUGCUUUUUGUGGAGAUUCAAAUCAACCGGUGUUAGUAACCCAGGAAGGGAAUUUCCAUCCUGUUUUGUAAGCUGAAGUUUAAAAGUUUGAUUAAAAACCAACAGUAAAUUAAGGUCAGUUGCUAAAUGAAUGCUUUAAAUAAGGCAUUUUUUAAAAGAAUAAUUCCUUUUUAAAAUAACAGCUCAUUCACUACAAUGAAAUUUCAGUGAUGCUCACUCUAAGUUUUUCAGGAACAACACUAUGAGUACCUCACAGCAGAAGCAGAUGUGAGGAGCAAGUCCACUCAAAAGCUUCCCUUCAGGGGCUGGAGAGAUGGCUCAGAGCACUCGAUGCUCUUCCAAGGGAUCCAGGUUCAAUCCCCAGCACCCACACAGCAGCUCACAACUGUCUGUGACUCUCGUUUGGGGAUGCCUGAUGCCCUCUCUGGCCUCUGGGCUCCAGGAACACACAUGCUGCACAGACAUACAUGCAGGAAAACACCUACACACAAAGAAAGUCUCACCUUAGCCAGGACAGCGAUGUGUGCCUGUAACCCAAGCUGCUCCAGGAGCUGAGGUAGCAGAAUCACUUUGAACCCAAUUAGAGAUGACACUAGACAACACAGACUCUUACUAAGAGACAAAUAAAACAAAAUGCUAGCUUUAGUUAUGCAGAGAACUGAUAACGCUGUUUGUGCUUGGUGCUAGCCAUCUUUAUCCAGGAUGGACGGGGAAGGAAGUCUUUACAAUGUGACCUUGACUAUGGACGUAGCUCAGUUGGUGGAGCACUGGCCCAGCAGGCCUAAGGCCCUGCGUUAAAUUACCAGUACCACAUAACUGGGCAUGGCAGUGCACGCCUGUAGUCCAGUACUCAGAGCAUGGAAGCAGAAGGAUCAAAAGUUCAACGUCAUCCUUGACAACCAGCAAGUUUGAGACCAUCAAGGGAUGCUGGAGACCCUGUCUCUAAAUAAAGAAGUGGCCCUGUAAAACACACCAGUGACCAGUGGUUUUCCAGCUUUGCAAAUGGAGGCUGUGAGUACACCUGGAAGAAGUCAGACUAUGCCACAGUUCUCCUUGCUCCACACUGGAAUAGCUGGCUAAAGGGAUGGUGAGAUGGCGCAGUGGGCAAAGCUACCUGCUGCCAAGUCUUACGACCUGAGUUCAAGUCCCGGGACCCACAGCGUAGCAAGAGAGAACCCAUUCCCAAAAGGUAUCUGACCUCCACAUGAGAUAAAUAAAAAGAGUAACUGGCUAAA